GGUGACCGUGGUGCGGACGACCCCCGUGAUGAAAGGGUCGAUAUAUCGGUAUUGCCGCAACGGAACGUAACGCGAAUGCGAAGAAAGUUUAGUUGAAGCAAAAUUCUGCCAUACCCGUGCUAGCGAGCUGUUUGUCUGAGGCAGCGACUGGCGGAAUUGCUUAGGACGAGCAGAAACUGAUCCGCCUGGAAUCUCCUAGCCCGGGUCCGUAUCGUUGCAGCAACCUCACGAGAAACAGGAGAGAAUCUGGACAAUUUGUGAGCCGUAUCCACGCCGCCACACCACACAUACUCGAGGAUGGCUUCGUCAGGAGUUGUUGUUCCACGAAACUUUCGCCUACUUGAAGAGCUCGAAGCAGGACAGAAGGGCGUAGGAGACGGUACCAUAUCGUGGGGUCUCGAGAAUGACGAUGACAUGACCCUUACUCACUGGACUGGCAUGAUCAUUGGCCCACCCAGGACUCCAUAUGAAAACAGAAUGUACUCACUGAAAAUAGAAUGCGGCGAGCGUUAUCCGGACGAGCCGCCGACGUUGAAAUUUCUUUCCAAAAUCAACAUCAACUGCAUCAACAGUCAGAAUGGUGUGGUCGAUCACAGGAUGGUUCCAGUGCUGAGCAGAUGGAACCGUGAUUACACGAUUAAGACAAUUUUACAAGAAAUACGUAGGAUUAUGACGCUAAAGGAAAAUCUUAAGUUAACACAGCCUCCAGAGGGUAGUUGCUUCUAGUGCUCUUAAUUCAAAUCUUCGAAAUCCCGAACACUAUUUCUCUCUUCUCUCUCUCUCUCACUCUGCCUGUGUCCCUCACGUGUGAGGUGCAAGUGAGAGGGGAAGAAAGCGCGAAACUAUUGCAAGUGGAAAGUUGUAACAGUGAGAGGAGAUAAUAAAGAGGAAGAUGCAAAAGCUGAAAGAGAAGUAAGAAUCGCAGUAAGUUAUAAAUCAACCAACACUGAUGAUGAUGAUGAUGAUGAUGAUGAUGAUGAUGAGGGUGAGGAGUGUGAUGCGAAUGGUCAGAUCAGAGGUCCGAUGUGGUGAAUCGCUAUAUAUUAACAAAACUUAUUAGCAAACCAAUAACGAGAGGUUGAUGCGCAUGGAAAAUAUACUAAAAACAGGACAAAGUCACAUGCUAAAAUGGGAAAGAAAAUUGAAUCGUAACCACCGCUUUAUGGGAGCGAUCAGUGCGAACAGGUAGCAAAUGCAAAUAAUAACUGAACAAUAGGUAACAUCUCUCCCUAUCCCUCCUCCCCGCCCCUGUACUGAACAGCAAAACGCAGUAAAAAUGGUGAAAAUGUAGCAAAAAAACAGAAAAAAACACGCAAGCACGAAUGCGAAACACCCCUAUAUCUCGUCCGCAAAGAGCGAGCACCACAUUGAAGAGAAACCGAGGAAAUAAACUUCCUUUUCGGAAAGGCAAACAACCAUCAA
This is a messenger RNA of Anopheles coluzzii, 1422 nucleotides long. It is a transcript of the gene Uev1A, whose product is annotated as ubiquitin-conjugating enzyme E2 variant 2. Gene Ontology annotation, cellular component: nucleus. Gene Ontology annotation, biological process: DNA damage tolerance; protein K63-linked ubiquitination. Lineage: Eukaryota; Metazoa; Arthropoda; Insecta; Diptera; Culicidae. The record is from RefSeq and is a predicted model, not a curated record. Bases 298 to 726 code for a protein of 142 amino acids. The transcript has 5 exons.